This is a messenger RNA of Python bivittatus (Burmese python), 3163 nucleotides long. NCBI's taxonomy places the organism in Eukaryota, Metazoa, Chordata, Lepidosauria, Squamata, Pythonidae. The record is from RefSeq and is a predicted model, not a curated record.
AUGCUGAAAGCAGACAAAUCCUCGCUUACACGCACCUUUCUGGGUAAGGCGCUAUAUACCAGCCCUGAACAUAUUGCCAAGGCGAUUAAAUGGCAUAUAUUUCCAGGUGUCUUAAAUCCAGAUGCAACUGAUUUUGUUCCAAGAGAAAGGCAAAUUUUCAGUCCAAGUUGGAGCAAUCAGUCCAGGCUGGAAUUUGAAUGUGAUUCAAGCAGAAAUUCUUUACCUCCUCCUGUUCAGCCUAGGCACAGUAAAUGUGAAGAUUCAGUUACAGAUCAUAAUACUUUUUACAGUCUAGAAAGCCAGCAUGGAUGUCAGCCAGAUUCUUCACAAUUCCACAGUAUAGGUAAAACAAAAAGCAGUAGCUUACACAGCCAGCGGUGGCAAAGAUCAAGGAAUGAUCGAACACAUGGGAAAAAUCAAAUAAAGCAAAUAACUGCAGGGAGCACAGAUGAUUCUCCAUGUUUAGGCACUAGAUUAGUUGUAGGACGUAGGAUGAAUCAUAGAGAAUACAGUGAUUUCUCUUCAGACAGUGAAAAAGAAGCUGCUACUGCAAAUAACAGAGGAGCAAAGCCCAAGAAGACAUAUUUGAUGCAUUCACGUGGAAGAGGAUUGAAAGAAAAAGAGAAACAUCUACCUGAGAGGGAAAAAAGAAUAUCAACUAAGUGGAAAGAAAAGGCCUCUGAAAAUAUACCAGCAGUAGAUCUGACCCAGUCAGACUCUUCUGAAACAUCUCUUGGAAAAGCAAUAUCUGAUGGUUUCUCUGACAAUAGCAUUGCAAGAAGAAAAUACCCUCUUGCAAACAGACAUUUUAGGGAACCUGCAUGGAAUAAAGAGACUGGCAAAAAACAAGAUACAUCCAGAAGUAAAAAUGCAAAACAUGUUAAGAAUGCAUCCCUUCCGCAUCCUCCCAGAGAACGCACCAGUGAGAAGAGGAAAGAAUCUGUGCUGCAUGAAAGAGGUCCAAAUUUAGUGAGUGUGGUAGAGACACAGCCGUUCUGUGAAGCAGCUACACGUGAUGGGAGGAAACCACUUCUUCAAGAAGGAUAUAAAAACAGACGCUGGAAAAAGCAAAACGAUGCACCAAAGAACAAAGAAACUCAUACAGGGUCUCUGAUAGAGCAGCUUACCUCAGAAAAAUAUGAAUGUAUGGUAUGUUGUGAGGUGAUCCGUGUGGUAGCCCCAGUUUGGAGCUGUCAGAAUUGCUAUCAUGUUUUCCACUUAAGCUGCAUUAAGAAGUGGGCAAGAUCUCCAGCAGCACAGACUGAAGAUGGUAACAGUGGCUGGCGAUGCCCUGCAUGUCAAAAUGUUUCAUCUCAAGUUCCUAGUGUUUAUACCUGUUUUUGUGGCCGGGUAAAAAAUCCUGAAUGGAAUAGAAAUGAAAUACCACAUAGUUGUGGAGAACUGUGUAGAAAGAAAAGAUCAGCUCAAGAUUGUCCACAUUUAUGUAAUAUACUUUGUCAUCCAGGACCUUGCCCAUCCUGCCCUGCUUUUAUGACCAAAAAAUGUGAAUGUGGACGCACAAGCCAUUCAGUUCGCUGUGGGUAUUCUACUGCAAUUCAAUGUACUAAUAUAUGUGGAAAUGUUUUGAAUUGUGGUAAACAUAAUUGUACCCAGAUAUGCCAUUCGGGAAAAUGCCAACCAUGUGAAUUGACUGUAAAACAAGUCUGUUACUGUGGGAGCACCUCUCGAGAAGUGUUAUGUGGAGCAAGUGAAGAUUGGUUUUCAUGCCUGAGAACUUGUGGGAAAAAAUUAUCCUGUGGAAUGCACAGUUGUGAACAAGUAUGCCAUCCACAGCCCUGCCAACCUUGUCCACGGCUUCCACAAAUAGUGCACUGUUGCCCUUGUGGACAGACUCCUCUUAGUAAAUUACUAGAGUUGGGAUGCACAGAACGUAAACUCUGCACGGAUCCUAUCCCAUCAUGUGGAAGAACAUGUGGAAAACCUUUACCUUGUAGUAGCUAUGAUGCUGUACAUACAUGUGAAAAUCUCUGCCAUGAGGGUGAAUGUGGGCAGUGUUCUCGCACAUCAAAGGUCUACUGCAGAUGUGCCUUAAAAAUAAAGGAAGUUCCGUGUGCCUCUCUCAAAAAUCAAGUUAAAGUUGCAUUCUUGUGUGACAAAAGAUGCAACAAGAAAUUGUCAUGUGGGCGACACAAGUGUAAUGAAACCUGCUGUGUGGAUAAGGAGCACAAGUGCUCUUUGAUUUGUGGACGUAAACUCAAUUGUGGUAUCCAUAGAUGUGAGGAACCUUGUCACCGUGGCAAUUGUCAGAAGUGUUGGCAGACCAGUUUUGAGGAAUUAACGUGUUAUUGUGGUGGAUCAGUGAUUUAUCCCCCAGUACCUUGUGGUACUCGACCACCAGAAUGUAAAAAUCCAUGUAGCAGACCUCAUGAAUGUGAUCAUCCAGUUUAUCAUUCCUGUCAUAGUGAAGAGAAAUGUCCACCAUGUACAUACCUUGUUCAGAAAUGGUGUAUGGGAAGGCAUGAAUUACGGAGCAAUAUUCCCUGUUACCUCACUGACAUUUCCUGCGGUCUUUCCUGUGAUCGAAUGUUAAAAUGUGGAAUGCACAAAUGUAAAAGGAUCUGUCACAAGGGAGAAUGCCUCAUAGAUGAAGAGUGUAGACAGCCAUGCACUAUUCUUAGACUACACUGUAAUCAUCCAUGUAUGUCUCCAUGCCAUCCAUCUUUACCUUGUCCUACAACUUCUUGUAGUUCAAAGGUUGAACUUCAGUGUGAAUGUGGAAGAAAAAAAGAGUCUAUGAUUUGUUCAGAAGCAGCAAGUACUUAUCAAAGAAUAGCUGCAAUAUCUAUUGCCUCUAAGUUAACAGAUCCACAGCUUGGAGAUUCAGUAGAGAUAAGUAGAUUGAUUACCAAAAAAGAAAUGAAGCAAACCAGGUUGCAGUGUGAUGAAGAAUGUUUGGCUCUUGAAAGAAACAGACGGUUUGCUGAGGCUCUUCAUAUAGAUGACAGUUCAGACCCUUUCAACGUUCGUGUCUCUGCACCCAAGUACAGCGAUACAUUGAAAGAGGAUGGAAGAAUCUAUACACAGAUCAGGAAACUACAGUCUGGACAGAACAUGGUGAAACAGACUGACUUCAGGUUGACAAAGAAGAGAGAUAAGGAUGUAUACUCUCCCCUUAUUUAUUCUACCUAUAUGCUGAAUAUAU